This is a messenger RNA of Stegastes partitus (bicolor damselfish), 5063 nucleotides long. It is a transcript of the gene fgd6, whose product is annotated as FYVE, RhoGEF and PH domain containing 6. Gene Ontology annotation, molecular function: metal ion binding; guanyl-nucleotide exchange factor activity. NCBI's taxonomy places the organism in Eukaryota, Metazoa, Chordata, Actinopteri, Pomacentridae. The transcript has 22 exons. Gene Ontology annotation, cellular component: cytoplasm. Bases 298 to 4182 code for a protein of 1294 amino acids. The record is from RefSeq and is a predicted model, not a curated record.
UUCGAAAAAUGGAAAAAGUACCAGGCGUAAAGAGUUUAUCCGUGCAGCCAAUGGCGAGAUAAGGACCAACGGCGAUGGAUCUGCAUGUUUUCUCCCUGAAGCGGGUUUCACGCUGACAAUGGUGUCGAAGGAGGAAAAAACGCAUAUUUUCUCGCAAUUCCAUUGAAAGCAAAUUUACUCAUGGAGAAAGGAGCCAGUCGGGAGUCAUGAGCACAGCCUGUGUUGCGGCUGGAGGGGGUUAAAUCCUUUGUCUUAAAACAUCUGUCCUGCUGUUGAUGCAACAAGUCGGGCUUAAUAAUGAGCGGCGGCGUUAACAUCUCACAGAAAUCACUUCACAUCUGUCGAGGUGUGAAGAAGCCUCCAUUAGCUCCCAAACCUAAACUCCCCACUACCACCACCAAACCCUCUCCCCCACCCAUCGCCCCCAAACCAGGUCUCCUCUCCCAGCCAUCCCAACCCUCCCCUGCCACUCUCAAGAGGGCAAAACCAGCUGUCGCCCCUAAACCAUGCAUCCCCAGAUCCACAGCCUCCUCUCCUCCCGUUUCACCCCCACCACCCAAACCCCCUGAACCCAUUAUCCUAUCUCAGGAAAAGCAGGAGGCUUUAGAUGAUAGCCUCUCUCUUCUCAACUCCAGAAAUGGGAUUUUAUCAGAGACUCGCAGACGUGAAUCGGAUUACAUCAUUUCCACCUGCCCCUGUGGGCUGGAGGACCAGUGUCAGCCUCUGGAAAAUGGAAAUGCAACCGAGACUGGAGGCGAGUUGCACAACGAGCUGUUGCAGAAUGGGAUUUCUACAGAGGGAUUCGCAGGGACGAGGCCACAAGAGAAGGGAGAAAACCAGGAGGAGGGAGUGGCUGUAGAUAAGGGUGAAGGUGGACGGAUUAGCAAAAAGCCCAGGGAUAAACCUCAGAGGCAGAGACACCAAGACAAGGGAUCGGUAAACAAAGAGGCACAGAGGACUGAGGAGCAGAAGGCCAACAUUUCAGAGACUGUACAACAUCAGGAAAGUGCUGAGCCUGAUGCUUCAAAAGCAGAUGUACCGACAGAGGCCCAAAACACAGAUCCAACAGACUCUACAUCAGCCUGUGAUGUUGCAGGCAGCAUCAUUGUCUCUUCAACUAUUACUUUUCCUGAGUCUUCUGCAGAACACCUUCAGGUAGAGAGCAGUGAUCUUAUCAGCAAAGCCUCUCCUACCAGGUUACACCCUGAUCUGCAGGUCCCUGCUGCCCCCAGUAAGCCUCUCCCAGUCCCUCACCCACGUAAGCUUAAAAAGCCGGCCCUGGUGAGGCAGGAUCGCGUGGAGGGCGCUGCCCAGGAUCAGGUGGUGGAGGAACAAAAACAAGGACUUGAGACACAGGAAGCUCAGGUGAAACUGAGUUCAGAGAGUGAGGAGCUCAGACAGGACACAUGUGAUGAUGCUGUAACCCCAACGGACUUUAGUUUGGGAGAUGAUGACACCAACGCGCCCGUCCCGCCUCCUCGGCAGACUUCCCUCUCACCUCGCCUCCACAGAACACUCCACAUGUUCCCCUCUCUAAACAAGCACACCUCCCACUCUUUAGACCUGCUCUCACAACCAGACUACGAGAAAGAGGACGAGGAGCAGCGGGUGGAGGAAGAUGAGGAGGACGGGUACGGCGACUUUGAGCGGUACCCGAUCACUCACAGCCUCCCCAAACAGAUCAAACUGGGCUGUCACCCUCCUCUGGCUCACUCCAGGAAGGCCUUUUCUGCUGAGGAUCAACAGUCGCCGAGGGCUCCACCUAGAAAGCCUCAGAGACACAGCCUGCCAGCACCUCCUCCACCCUCCAUCUGCCCUCCUGCCCCUCCACAUGCUAAUACCCCCAUGAGAGAGCUGCCUGCGCCUCCUCAGGAGAAAACCGCCUGGCGCUUCACGCGACCCUGCGUGACCUUCUUCAGCAGACAAAUGCCCACCAGGAGCAGUGUGCCACCAAAGAGCCGAGCUCCAGGGCUGGGGGGCAAACAGAGGGCGCAGUCCUUCUCUGCAGCUGACCUGGCAACCCGGGCCAACUCUCAAAAGAGGAGCCUCUCUUUCCGAAAGCUGCUGGAGCUCCGGCUGUCGGUGAAGAUGCUGCCAAAGCUGCUGGCCAAGGGAGGGCAGUCGCUGGACUGUACCAGCGUGGAGUCCACUGGGGGGGAGAGGAGCCUGGAGCGGCCCAACAGCUGCAUCGUGGAGACAGAUAUUUGCGGAGAAGGUGUGGAGGAAUCAGUGGAGUAUGAGAAUGUGCCUCUGUAUGAGGAGAUCCCAGAGUACAUGAACCUGCCGUUUCACAGCGCCAGGCUCGGCUGGCCACACGACCCAGAUGCUGAUGAUUCCGACAUCUACGAGGUGCAGGACCCCUAUCACCGGUGCCAAGACCACGAGUACGAGAGCGGUUGGCUGGGCCAGGACGUCCACUCCGAGGAGGAGGAGAUCCACAGCUCAGACGAGGAGGACAACAGCUCCACCUCCAGUAAGGAGCACCUGGACGAGGCAGACAGACAGCAGGAGGAUGAGAUGAAGAGGAAGAAGGUGGUGCACAUCGCCCAGGAAAUCAUGAGCUCGGAGAAAGUGUUUGUGGACGUCCUGAAGCUUCUACACAUAGACUUCCGGGAUGCUGUUGCCAAGGCAACCCGUCAGAAUGGGAAGCCGGUGGUGGAUGAGCGGAUCCUCAGUCAGAUCCUGUACUACCUGCCUCAGCUGUACCAGCUCAACAGAGACCUGCAGAGAGAGCUGGAGGAGAGAGUGGCACACUGGAGCGACCACCAGAGACUGUCAGACAUAUUUGUCCAGAAGGGUCCGUACCUGAAGAUGUACUCCACCUACAUCCGCCAGUUCGACAACAACGUGGCUCUGUUAGACGAGCAGUGCAGGAAGAACCCCGCGUUUGCUGCUGUUGUCCGAGAGUUCGAGAUGAGUCCGAGAUGUGCCAGCCUGGCUCUGAAACACUACCUGCUGAAACCAGUGCAGAGAAUCCCUCAGUACCAGCUGCUGCUCACAGAUUAUCUGAAGAACCUCCCAGAAGACUCUGAGGAUUAUAAAGACACACAAGCUGCUCUGAGCAUAGUGAAGGAAGUGGCCAACCACGCUAACGACAUUAUGAAACAAGGGGACAACUUUCAGAAGCUGAUGCAGAUCCAGUACAGUCUCAAUGGUCACCACGAGAUCGUGCAGCCGGGCAGGGUGUUUCUGAAGGAGGGCACCCUGAUGAAACUGUCCAGGAAAGUCAUGCAGCCUCGGAUGUUUUUUCUGUUUAAUGAUGCACUCAUGUACACCACUCCGGUCCAGUCUGCACAGUAUAAACUCAACAGUGUUCUCUCUCUGGCUGGGAUGAAGGUGAGUAAGCCCAGCCAGGAGGCCUAUCAGAACGAGCUGAACAUUGAGAGCGUUGAGCGCUCCUUCAUCCUGUCUGCCAGCUCAGCAACAGAGAGAGACGAGUGGCUGGAGGCCAUCGCCAAGGCCAUAGACGACUACACGAAGAAGAAAAUAACCUUCAUUUCAAGCCGAAGUCAAGAAGAGGCAGAGGGUGUUGUCGACAGCGGGGCGCCGUUAGGCUCAAAGGCUCCCAUCUGGAUCCCAGACCUGAGGGCCACCAUGUGCAUGAUCUGUACCUGCGAGUUCACCCUCACCUGGAGGAGGCAUCACUGUCGCGCCUGUGGAAAGGUGGUGUGUCAGGCCUGCUCUGCCAAUAAGUACUACCUGGAGUACUUGAAGAACCAACCAGCUCGUGUGUGUGAUCACUGCUUUGCCAAGCUGCAGGAGAACAGUGACCGCUGUGCCUCAACAUCAGUUUCUCCCAUCAAAUCUGGAGCAUUCUCCUUCACCAGAAAACAGAAGAAGAUUCCCGCUGCACUAAAAGAGGUGUCUGCAAACACAGAGAACUCCUCCAUGAGCGGCUACUUGAACAGGUCAAAAGGCAACAAGAAGCAGUGGAAGAGGCUGUGGUUUGUCAUCAAGAAUAAAGUCCUGUACACCUACGCUGCCAGCGAGGACGUGGCAGCGUUGGAGAGCCAACCUUUGCUGGGUUUCUUCCUGAGAGAGGAGAAGAACGGGCCGGCUCAGAAGCUGCAGUUCAAGCUGUAUCACAAAAAUACACUGUUUUACAUCUUCAAGGCUGAUGACAUCCCCACAGCACAGAGAUGGAUCGAAGCCUUCCAGGAGGCGAUGAUUCUUGAACAGUAAGCCCCUGUUCAGCAGUGAAGUCAUACCACAGCCCCGGAGUCAAGUUGAUAGACAACUUACGGCCCCCGAUUAAUCGCAGGUCAGGGGUCACCAGCUCAGGAAGGACUCCAGGUGGACUGUCUACCUUUAACGGAAACCUGCUGCAGAGCGCCACAAACUGUGCGUGGAAACCAGACUGCUUUGCCCUCAAAAGAACCAGAUUCUGUUUCACUAUUUUAUUUUUUUUUAUACCAACGACAGCCUCUGAUGCUCAGCAGUGCCGGCUGAGGUCAGAGCUGCAGCUGUGGGUCAACGGUCAAGUCCAGAAGCAUGUGUGUGGAAGUGAGACCAAACAGUUGUCCGGGCCUUUUGAAGCCCUGGGAAAUCCUCGGAAGUCUGAAGUCUGGGAAGGAUUUUAAAAUGCUGUCGGGUGAAGGAAUCACAAAAAAUGCAUGAGCUGUCCACCCUGAUUCAAACCUUUGUAUUUGCUGCACAGUAGUAUUAAAACCUACUGUGUGUCUUUAUUCAAACACAAAUAACCCAAACUAUUAUCUGCAUCAUAGACGCAGAGUAUCAUGGAUGUCUGUAAGGAGAAUAAUUAUGUAACAAGGUGGGAUUUUACUGUGAAAAUCAGGCUUUAACAAAAAAAAACAUACAUAUUUUUCUUUUUAGGUUCGUCUCUCUGGUUAAGAGAUUUUCCUGCUAGAUUUUUAGAUGUAAAAUACCAAACCUUUCAUGAUCAUGAUAUUAAAAAACAACAUCCUGGAGACAACUGGAAAUGUCAGGAACAUUGUAGAUAUUUUUAAAUACAAAAUGUAUUUUUUGCCUGUUUAGCCACAUUAGAAAAGGUUAAAGGGUAAUGCUGUGUAUAUGGACAUGAAAGAGCAACAAUGACCUUUUUU